Messenger RNA from Schistosoma guineensis, 1147 nucleotides. Lineage: Eukaryota; Metazoa; Platyhelminthes; Trematoda; Strigeidida; Schistosomatidae. The record is from the annotation of a GenBank genome assembly.
UUGAUAAUUGAGUGUGUUUCGGAUUCUUUUCAUUCAGUUAAAAGGAUUGACUGGAAGAAUUAAUUCAAUGUACACUAAUUUUCUAAAUUUAGAUUGCAUAUCGUAUUGCUUAGCGAAAUUUCAAACAGAUUGUGAAAAUGUUACGACUGGCACUAUUGCAAAUGUUCGUGGGCGCAGAUAAGACUGCCAAUAUAAAACGUGCUUCUGAAUUAAUUAGUCGAGCUGUAUCUGAGCAUUCACCUCACCUUGUAUGCCUUCCGGAAUGCUUUACCUCCCCUAUUGGUGCAAAAUAUUUUGGACCCUAUGCAGAAACUGUUCCAAACGGUCCGUCAUGCCAAAUGCUAUCAGAUGCUGCUAAAUCUCAUAAAAUAUGGCUUGUCGGUGGUUCUAUCCCUGAACGUGGACCUGAUGGCAAGUUAUAUAACUGUUGUGCAACAUAUAAUCCAGAUGGUGAACUAGUUGGGUUAUAUCGUAAAUUACACUUGUUCGAUAUUGAUAUACCAGGUCAGUUUACAUUUAAAGAAUCAGCUUCACUUAGUUCUGGUAAAGAGACAUUCUCUUUUGAGAUACCUUUAAAAAAUGCCGAGAAUAAAAUUUCAGUAAUACGAGUUGGAAUUGGUAUAUGUUAUGAUAUUCGUUUUCCGGAACUAUCACUUCUUUAUGCUAAUCAAUUAGGAUGUCAAUUACUUUUAUUCCCUGCUGCAUUCAAUCCUAAAACUGGAUCUUUACAUUGGGAAUUAUUGGGUAGAGCACGUGCUUUAGACACACAAUGUUAUGUUGGAAUGUGUAGUCCAGCUUGUAAUCUAGAAUUAGACUAUAUAAGUCAUGCUGAAUCAUUGAUCACUUCACCAUGGGGUAUAGUUAUAGCUAAAGGCGGUAAAGAGGAGGAAAUUAUAACAGCUGAUUUAGACUUUUCUGAAUUGAAAUGUGUUCGUGAAAGUAUUCCAAUUGGUCGACAACGGCGUUUAGAUAUUUAUACUACACCGAAAUUAGUUAAAAAACAAUCAUAAACAUAUUUGUCUCUUAUUAAUCGAUUACAUUCUUUGUGAUAUAUUAUUUGACUGUUGAUCAUUAUACACUUUAUAAACUUGAUUAAAUUCUGUAUUACACAUUACUUUUGUCUAUUAACAAAGAAUAUUGUCAAGUG